This is a messenger RNA of Rhinopithecus roxellana (golden snub-nosed monkey), 857 nucleotides long. RefSeq names its product dynactin subunit 3 (gene DCTN3). Gene Ontology annotation, cellular component: dynactin complex. The transcript is spliced from 7 exons. The record is from RefSeq and is a predicted model, not a curated record. The coding region runs from base 60 to 620 and encodes 186 amino acids. Gene Ontology annotation, biological process: cytoskeleton-dependent cytokinesis. NCBI's taxonomy places the organism in Eukaryota, Metazoa, Chordata, Mammalia, Primates, Cercopithecidae.
AUUUGGACGGACGUCCCACCCUCUGGCCGUUUCCCGGCUGAAGUGGGUCGGUAGUAGCGAUGGCGGGUCUGACUGACGUGCAGCGGCUGCAGGCCCGAGUGGAAGAGCUGGAGCGCUGGGUGUACGGGCCGGGCGGGGCGCGCGGCUCGCGGAAGGUGGCUGACGGCCUGGUCAAGGUGCAGGUGGCUUUGGGGAACAUUGCCAGCAAGAGGGAGAGGGUGAAGAUUCUCUACAAAAAGAUUGAAGAUCUGAUCAAGUACCUGGAUCCUGAGUACAUCGACCGCAUUGCCGUACCCGAUGCUUCUAAGCUGCAGUUCAUCUUAGCAGAGGAGCAGUUUAUCCUCUCCCAGGUUGCACUUCUGGAGCAGGUGAAUGCCUUGGUGCCCAUGCUGGACAGUGCUCACAUCAAAGCCGUUCCUGAGCAUGCCGCCCGCCUGCAGCACUUGGCCCAGAUCCACAUUCAGCAGCAGGACCAGUGUGUGGAGAUCACUGAGGAGUCCAAGGCUCUCCUGGAGGAAUACAACAAGACUACCAUGCUUCUAUCCAAGCAAUUUGUGCAGUGGGAUGAGCUACUUUGCCAGCUAGAGGCCGCCAAGCAAGUGAAGCCAGCAGAGGAAUGACAGCUGCUCCGCAUCCCAAGGUGGGCCUGGGCAAUCAGGCUCCAGGGCCCUAUGUCAACCUGUCUUUGUUACAAGGCAGAGGAAGCUUUGUAUUUAUUGGAUUCAAGGCCCACCUCUCUACUCAGGUGGAGCUCUAAAGUUGGAGGUCAGGUUACCUGAGGUUUGCAAUUUGCAACACCCACCCUCCCCCCAUCAGUGUUCUUAUUCCAGUGACAAUAAACCAUAGAGAUGACUGGA